GCCCGGUCGGGCUCCCCGCAUCACCGAGCACCCGGGCGACGUGGUGGUGCGCAAGCACGAGCCGGUGACGCUGCGCUGCCGGGCGGACGCCGAGCCCCCGGCUCGCCUGUCCUGGUUCCACGAGGGCCGCCCGGUGCGCAACUCGGCCACGCGUAUGGUGCUGCCGGAGGGACAGCUCUUCUUCCUGCACGUCCAGCACAGCCGCAGGGACCAGGACACGGGCAUCUACUGGUGCACGGCAUCCAACGCGCUCGGUGUGGCACGCUCCCGCAACGCGUCCGUCGAACUCGCAGUGCUCCGCGAUGAGUUCCGGGUGACGCCCAAGUCCUCCCGCGUGGCGGCGGGCGAUUCGGCGACGCUGGAGUGCGUUCCGCCCAGGGGCCACCCCGAGCCCUCGGUCACGUGGUUCAAGGACGGCACCCAGGUGGCCACGGGCACGGGGCGCAUCCGCCUGCUGGGCCACGGAUCGCUGCUCAUCGCCGACGUCAGGCACGCCGACCAGGGCCGCUACGUGUGCAGGGCCGCCAACCUCCUCGGCACCCGGGAGACCCCCGCUGCCACGCUCUCCGUGCACACAAAGCCGUACUUCGUUCGUGUUCCGGAAGAUGUGACGACGAUUGCCGACGAUUCCGUGGAGUUCCAGUGCAAGGUCAACGGGGAUCCAAAACCCACCGUGACCUGGAGGAGGCAGGACGGAAAGAUGCCCGUCGGCAGAGCCUUCAUCCAGGAAGACAAGAGCUUGCGCAUACAGAAUGUCUCCCCCAUGGAUGAGGGAACCUACAUCUGCGAAUCUGAGAACUUCGUUGGCUCCGUUUCAGCCUCUGCUAGUCUCACCGUGCAUUCUCGACCCUCGUUCCGGCUGACACCUGAAGACCAGAAGGUGGGACUGAAUGGCGUCGCAAAAUUCGACUGUUUUGCCACGGGCAAUCCUCAGCCAUCUGUCUUCUGGACCAGAGAGGGUGACCAGGUGCUGAUGUUCCCUGGAAAAUCACACGGCCGGUUUUUGGUCACAAACCAAGGUACUCUGGUAAUCUCUAGUGUACGCAAGGAAGACCGUGGCUACUACACUUGCUCUGCACUCUCCAUCGUGGGGUCUUCCAUGGCUAAGGGCUACCUGGAGGUCACUGCAAUUGCCGACCUCCCACCGCCCGUCAUUCGCCUGGGUCCGGCUAACCAAACGCUGCCCAUCAACACUGCAGCCAUCAUGCCAUGUGAAGCGACGGGCAAACCAACCCCGACGGUGUACUGGCUGUACAAUGCGGUCCCCUUGCAGGCAGAUACUAGGCCCAGAUUUGUGAUCCUUCAGUCGGGAACAUUGAGGAUAAACGGAUUGCAAAUUUCGGACAGUGGAACGUACACCUGCACAGCAUCUAGCGAGAGUGGGGAGACCUCUUGGACCGCCUCUCUGACCGUCGAAUCUCCACACAACCCCAACGUAAACUUUCAUCGGACUCCGGAUCCCUCCACUUUCCCUGGGCCACCUUCGAAACCCGUUGUUGUCAACAUAAGCGAAACGUCAAUCACUCUCACCUGGAGGCGGAGCGAAAAAGUGGGAGAGUCCUCAUUGAGGGGAUACACGAUUGAAUACUACAGUAGCGACCUGCAAAGCGGCUGGGUUUCAGGAGCACAUCGUGUACUCUCUGAAACAUACACAAUUCAAGCACUUCGGCCUGAUUCGCGCUAUGUCUUCAUCGUUCGAGCCGAAAAUGCUCAUGGUUUGGGGCCCCCGAGUCCUGCUUCAGAUACCAUACGCACUUUAGGGUUAGCUCCUCAUUUUCUUCCCGAGUAUAAUCUGGACGAAGCCCGGGCCAAGUUGACCUCUUGCGUGGUGACUCUACAGGAGAUACGUGCUACAAGCUCCACCGCUGUGAAACUCACGUGGAGGGUUCAAGGAGACAAGGAUUAUGUGGAGGGAUUCUAUAUUCGAUUUAGAGAUGUGAGCGGGGGAUCACAGAAGUUUAACAUGGUAACUGUUCUUAAUGGAGGAGCUUCGUCCUACGUCCUCAACGAUCUCAGGGCAUAUGCAAAGUAUGAGUUCUUCUUGGUACCAUUCUACAAGAGUGUGGAAGGUCCACCCAGUAACUCAAGGAAUGUCCAGACAUUGGAAGAUGUUCCAACGGCAGCACCUGAAGAUGUUAGAGCUCAUGUGAUAAAUUUUACCACUGCCAGAAUCAUCUGGUCUCCCCCUCCUCCUCAGCACUGCAAUGGAAAGCUGAGAGGCUAUAAUAUCUAUGUAACAGGAAACCUGUCUGAGCCAUUCUUGAACAAGAGUACGAACACUACGACAAACUCUCUGCUUCUGACCAACCUCAAAGCAGGGGCUUCUUAUAAAGUUCGCAUUGUUGCUCACACCUCGGUCGGCAGCGGGCCCCUGAGUUCUCCUGUUCUUUUCAGAAUGGAUGGCCCAUCUUCAACGUCAUUGUCCACCCCUUUUCACAAUGUUGUAAAGCAGUUCUGGUUCAUUGUUCUCAUUGGCUGCAUCAUGUUUAUAGCCGUCAGCGUGUUUUUACUGUUCGUGGUUUAUAAAAGAAAGCUCGAAUUGAAGAAGACAUCUACAGCAGGUCCUGUUCGCAAGUCAGAGGACCUAAGCAACCGCGUCAAUUCACUAACUGGCAGGACGGGCCGUAGUCCUCACGACGCCCUGUGGAUUAACCAUGGUGCCUGGAGGCCCUGCGAUGCAUCCAAGGACACCUUUUGCGAGACUAAGCUGCUUAGCAAGGUGGACUGCGCUUCGAAUGACCUAAUCUACUCCAGUGUCUAUGCACCACUUAAUUGUGGCAUAAAUGCUCCUGACUAUGCAGAGGUUGAUACACACAACCUGACAACUUUCUACAAAAACGAUGUGCCUUCAGAUCCCGAGCCAUAUGCCACAACUACAUUGAUAAAUUCUUCACCUCAGAAAAGCUUCAAUGAAUCUGCUAAAGAUGGGCGCAGCGGUAUCUCAGGUGAAGAAGGAAGCCGCUUAUCGGUCGAGGAUUUUGAUAUUGAGUUGGAGAGAUCAAACAAAGAAUGCAAUACAAAUCGACUGCUGGGGUCUGAGAAGCACUCAAGUCCAAUCAGUGGUUCUGGAAGCCACACAGCAAAUGAUUAUGGCAUGCCCAUAAAGAAGAGCCGGCAAAAAUUAUUCAAAGCGAAUGGCCACCCUAUAGGCCCCACGAUGAACUGGGCCGAAAUUAUUCCUCCACCUCCGGAGCAGCCUCCCAGCGAUGCUGGUUCAGCACCAAGCAACCCCGCUUCACAUCGGGGAGGGUCUUCAUACAGUAGGCAACUAAAAAAAAAGGCCUCCCCUAGUAGUGCGACGGUGGUACACGAAGCCCCCAGGUUCAUUGCUUCCUCCCCAAGGGCUAGUCUUGACAAAUUCAACCACAGCCUCGGGACCUGCUACACGGACCCCAUCACGGGCCCCCUUUUCACCACGAGAGAUCUCAGGCCGCUGCUGAGGCCUCCCCAGCAGCCGCAGAUCCAAACGCAACCAUCACCCUUCUGCCAGCCUCUCAUGGACAAAGGGGUGCAGUCGUCUCUCCCGUCACUAGUCAGCGAGUCACACUCCUUUUCACCUGCCCUUGAGCUGUCUGGGCCGCACCUCGCGACGCCUCAAGGAAAUAUUUACCAGUUCCUGAAUGGAGAGUCGGAUGCAGAAAAUAUUUCACGGCCACGUUCCCUUGAGUCCAGUGUGGCCGGAGACACAGACUAUGCACCGAGUCAUGUACCAUCGUGGGAAAGCACAACAGAACACAGCAACAGCUCUUGCACAAGCGGCCGCUCCAGUGGUGCCAGUUCUUACAAUGACUCUGUCUACAAUGAAGUAGAUUUCGCCAGCGCUGUGGCUUUGGCAGCACAAAAUGCUGGCCUACAGGCCAACGGGUCAAUUAUUUCUACAGCUCGCAUAAUAAACAGCUACGAUAUAAAAACGGCACGUGAGAACUUGACAAAAGCUCGGUUAAAACAGCAACUGGAUACAAACUGCUGAAUAUCAUUGAGAGCUUUUGCUUUAAGUCCUCAAAGCAUGCGUCAAAGCAGUUGGUCAAGAUCCGCUGAGAGAUUUUUAAUGCCUGCAGUGAGACA
Messenger RNA from Ixodes scapularis (black-legged tick), 4065 nucleotides. Its product is annotated as roundabout homolog 1. The transcript is spliced from 22 exons. Gene Ontology annotation, biological process: homophilic cell-cell adhesion; dendrite self-avoidance; axon guidance. Gene Ontology annotation, cellular component: plasma membrane; axon. Gene Ontology annotation, molecular function: cell-cell adhesion mediator activity. The record is from RefSeq and is a predicted model, not a curated record. Lineage: Eukaryota; Metazoa; Arthropoda; Arachnida; Ixodida; Ixodidae. Bases 155 to 3970 code for a protein of 1271 amino acids.